This is a messenger RNA of Didymodactylos carnosus, 2166 nucleotides long. Lineage: Eukaryota; Metazoa; Rotifera; Eurotatoria; Philodinida; Philodinidae. The record is from the annotation of a GenBank genome assembly.
AUGAAUCAUUUAACACAAAAUACAAAUACUGAAAUUGCAAAAGAUUAUAUUUCAAAACGAAAAAUUCCACAAUUAUUUGAAAGUUUACUUACUGGACUGAUGGUACAUAAGCCGGAGGAUCAUGUUGAAUUUAUUAUUGAUUCAUUAUCACGUUAUAAAUCGGAGAAUCAAACAUUGAAAUGGGAUUCGUUUAUUGGACGAAAAGGUGGUGUACACACAUUAGCACCCUUGAAAAAGUCAAAUGUACAAAACACUGAUCAAUCACCACAACAACAAUCAAUGGCACCACGCUCAAGUGAAAAAGGUGAACAAGAUGUUGGAAAUGGAUUAAAUCGUCGAACAAAAUUAGAUUCGAUACCAGUCGGGAAACAUGAUACACAGUCAGACAAUAAAAAAAUUUCAAUUGAUACUCAACGAUUGAAAGAUAAAAAGAUGAUCUUAAUUAUUGGUGGACCAGCAAGUGGAAAACGUACACAAGCGGAAAAAGUUGCUCAAAAAUACCAUUAUACACAUUUAUCUACGGCUGAGUUGAUUAAAAAAUCGGAUUCUCAAUAUGGAAAAGAAUCAAAUGAUUUAUCCGCAAAUUUGAUCACAGAUUUAGUGGGUGAAGCAAUGAUGAAAACAGUAAAUCAGACAGAUGGUUAUAUCAUUGAUAGUCAACCGAAUGAAACACGAUUUGGAGUAACAUUCGAGCGAAGAGUUGCACCAUUUUCAAUGGUUUUUUAUCUCGAUGCUUCCGAUCAACUAUUGUCACAACGUGCCAAUGAAAGUCGCUAUGAUGAUACUGAAAAUUUUCGUGACUCUAUUGAUCCAAUUAUUCGACAUUAUCAAGAUGAAAAUAAACUUGUUAAAGUUGAUGCCUCGCAUGGUGUCGAUGAAGUAUUUAGCGAUAUUUGUAGUGCAUUAAAUAAAGUGACAAAACAGCCAAAAAGAGAAGAAUCUACACAUUCUCAUGGAUCAAUGACGGAAAAACAAGAAAAACAGUUGAAAGGCAAACCAGUCCUUUUUGUUGGUGGUGGACCUGGAUCGGGUAAAGGUACACAAUGUGAAAGAAUCAUUGAAAAAUAUGGUUUUACACAUUUGAGCGCUGGUGAUCUGAUAAGAGCUGCUGUAGAAGGAAAGUCGGAAAAGGGCAAAUAUUUUAAUGAAAUGAUGCAACAAGGCAAAUUAAUCUCGACUGAAGAUAUCUUAGGAUUAUUGAAAGAUGCUAUUUAUGAGAAAGCCGAAGAAGCUACCGGUUUUUUAAUUGAUGGUUUUCCUCGAAAAAUUGAUCAAGGUAUACAAUUUGAAAAUGAAGUAGUACCAUGUGAUCUAUUGAUUUAUUUCGAUUUAUCCGAUGAUGUUAUGACAGAAAGAUUACUCAAACGAGGCGAAACAAGUGGAAGAAUCGAUGAUAAUGAAGAAACAAUUAAAAAACGAUUGGAUACAUUUCAUGAGCAAACAACACCAAUUCUUGGUUAUUAUGGAAAACAAGGAAAACUUGUUACGAUUGAUGCUAACCGUUCACCAGAUGAAAUAUUUGCAGAUGUUCAAGAUUCGGUUGAUCGCUUAAUGGACCAAGUAGUUAUUGAACGAAAACCUGAUACAUCAAAAUUAAAGAAUGCAAAAAUUAUCUUUGUCUGUGGUGGGCCUGGAAGUGGAAAAGGUACUCAAUGUGAUUACAUUGUUCAAAAAUAUGGUUAUACACAUCUCUCUACUGGAGAUUUAUUGCGAGAAGCCGUACAAUCAAAAUCUGAACGAGGUGAACAAUUGAAUGCUCUUAUGAAAGAAGGAAAACUUGUUCCAUUGGAAGUUGUAUUGGAUUUACUGAAAGAUGAAAUGUUAAAGAAAAUUGAUUCAACAAAAGGAUUUUUGAUCGAUGGGUAUCCAAGAGAAGUAGAGCAAGCGUUAAAAUUCGAACAGCAAAUUGCUCCAUGUAAUCUUGUGUUGUAUAUCAAUGCUAAUGAUGAAACAAUGACAGAACGUUUAUUACAUCGUGGAAAAACGAGUGGACGCGUAGAUGAUAAUAUCGAAACAAUUAAAGCAAGAUUGAAAACAUUUCACGAUGCUACAGAGCCGGUGAUUCAUCAUUAUGAAAAACAAGGAAAAUUAGCUGCAAUAAAUUCAGAGUUAAAACCAGAUGACGUAUUUAAAGAAGUACAAUCCGUAUUGGAUAAAGUAGCUUAA